Messenger RNA from Acanthisitta chloris (rifleman), 1626 nucleotides. RefSeq names its product prospero homeobox protein 2-like. Lineage: Eukaryota; Metazoa; Chordata; Aves; Passeriformes; Acanthisittidae. Bases 1 to 1626 code for a protein of 541 amino acids. The record is from RefSeq and is a predicted model, not a curated record. Gene Ontology annotation, molecular function: RNA polymerase II cis-regulatory region sequence-specific DNA binding; DNA-binding transcription factor activity, RNA polymerase II-specific. The transcript has a single exon. Gene Ontology annotation, biological process: regulation of transcription by RNA polymerase II. Gene Ontology annotation, cellular component: nucleus.
AUGAAACAUCAAACAUCUGAGAAGCCUGCCAGUCUGCCACUGGAAAUAAUCCCCGACCAGCUGUGGGUCAGCUCUCUGGUGUCCAGGCAGCAAGAAGAUAGGAUGGAUGGCAGGACUGGCUUUGCACAGGACACAGACCAUGCCACUUCAGGGCAUGGCCAGGGGUUGAAGUCAGAGCCCUGUUUCCAGACUGACUCUCUUUUGCCUUCCCCCAGUGCAUACCUGAUAUCACAGCUCCUCAGCCACCCAAUGGUUGGCAGGAGCCUGGAUCCCACCAUCCUUUUCCCUUCCUCUCAGGCAGUGGCUCUGCCUCAGGACUACGAGUGUGGUGCCUCUCCUGGAGAAGGAGCGCAGGCCCUGGCUUUCCCCAGAACCUGUGCCCUGGCUCCCGUGCCCUGUGCUGGUGACAGGGACCAGCUCUCUGACCAGCACCUACGGGGCCAGCUGUCCAACCGGCACCUACAAGCCAAACGGGCCAGAGUAGAGAGCAUCAUCCAAGGCAUGAGCCUCCCACCAACACCUCAGGCAUUUGGCACCAGCCUGGAGGCAGCUUUUAGACAUGAGAGGGAGAGGGGUGGUGAGAUGUCUCAGGAAAGGAAGAGGAAGCCGAGGGUGCCCCAGCAGGGUGCAGGGGUGGCUGGACAAGCAGCUCCCACGGGGGGCAGCUCCCACACUGAGGGUUGCCAGCAACUGAAGGAGCAGCUCUGCAUUUUAGAGCAGCAGCUGAAGCAGCUUCAGGAGAAGUUCUACCAGGUCUGUGACUCUGGGGAUGCUGCUCAAACCCAGGAAGUUUCUGAGAAAAUGCAUCCACUGCCUGCAAAGCCUGGAGACAGACUGGACAAGGACAGUGCCACUGCCAUCAGCAACCCAUGCAAAGUGCCUCUCUGGAGGAGUGUCCUGGAGGUGCAUGGGCCAGAGGAGGAGGACGGAGGUGACACAGGUCUGCCCACAGCAGCGAGGGUUCUCUCGCAGGCACUGAAGCAUGAGCUGGCUGGGGUGACGUCCCAGGUGGUGGACUCUGUCCUGAAGACUGUCUGGCCGAAGGCAGCCAGCCACCUCCAGCAGCAGUACUGCAGCCUCCUGGUGCUAGGGCCAGAUGCCAAGAGAGAGUAUUUUGCUGGUGGAAAAUGCAGAAAGCCACUUCCUAAGCCAUCUCCCAUGAAUGCACCUGGGUCACUGGGCUCACCCCAGGCUGAGGGCCUGUCAGGAGCUUUGGGGAAGAGCCCAGGCUCUCAUGCUGGUUCCUUCAGUCCAAAGGGGGUCAGAAAAUCCUCUCAGAUACCCAGCAUAGGUUAUUCACUGGCCUCAACCACCCCAGUCCAGGACAGCCAACUGCUGAAUCAGCUGUUGGGCUAUGGCCAGCACAGCCUCUGGGGCAGUGAGUCUUGUGGGAGCCCAUCUGCUCUAAGGAGGGGUCCUACAGAGCCCCGCAACUUGCAGUGGGGAACUGUCAAACUGAGGUCAUCAGUUGUGAGACAGCAGCAGCAGCAUCCCCUGCCCCUGAGCCCUGCCAGCAUGGAGAGCCUGGGACUGCUGCCGGCUGGCAGGGAUGGCUGUGGUGAGCUGCAGGCUGUGAUGGAUGGAGCACCCUUAACCUCCACCCAUAUAUCCUUUGGGGGCAGCUAG